Messenger RNA from Myotis myotis, 1177 nucleotides. RefSeq names its product wiskott-Aldrich syndrome protein homolog 1-like. The coding region runs from base 28 to 564 and encodes 178 amino acids. Lineage: Eukaryota; Metazoa; Chordata; Mammalia; Chiroptera; Vespertilionidae. The transcript has 2 exons. The record is from RefSeq and is a predicted model, not a curated record.
AGACUGCCCGUGUGGGCCAGCUGCCGCAUGCGAUGCAGCUGCCGCUUCAUCAUCUUGGGGGCGGGCUGGCGGCGGCGGGGUCACCGCGGGGGUCGAGGGCCGGCAGCCCCCGGCCCAGCUGCCUGUGCCCGCAGCGCUCUCGCCGGGCGGGUGGGCGGCGCUCUGCGCUUCCUGGGCCAGCGCGCUCCCGCUCCGCUCGCGCCCGCCUCCCCGCUCGCGGCUCCGCCCUCGGCCCCCAGGUCACUCCUCUCUGCAAGUUUGGGUUCUCGCUCGCCCCGUCUGCCGGGCUCCCCGCGGCCCCUGGCCGUCCCGGAGAGUGUCGGUCCGCCGUCCGCCCCGUCCACAGGUGUGUGCGCGGCUCCGCCUGGGCCGCCUCACCCAGUCCCGUGGCGGGAAGCAGCGGGCACAACCUACUGUGUGCAGAACUGGGGAACUGAAGACUCCCGAGCCAGCAGCUUGACACCAGGUUACCACCGUCCUGCCGUCUGGGAGGUCUACAGGCUACCUGGUGUCCCCACCCUGUUUCAGCUCCAUCUGCAGCCUGGACCACACUGGGGUCCCUGAGGAGAAGGCCUGGCUUCGACUGCUGUCCCUCCUAGACUUGCCCAGGCCUGAGCCCCAGCUCCAGCCUGGGGAGCCAGUCCAUUGGGCUGUAGCAGCAGCUGCUGGGGAAACACCCUGAGCCGUGUAUAAUCAGGCCACGUGAGCACCAGGCUUCCCUCCCAUCCAGUCUCCACAGGAACGGCACUUGGCUCUUCUCUGUGCAGCCUGGGUGGGGUGCCGUGCCUUUUGGCUAGGCGAGGGGUACAGUUUAGGGUAUAUUUAAGUUCAAGCACACUUGGAUGUUGCAUCACAAAAGGUUGGAAGCCCCAAAAGUUGAAGGAUCACAGGCUGUUCCUUCAAAGGAUGUUGUAACCAGAGAUCUUUGGACUCAGAAGUUUCCAUCAGUGGGUGUUGAAGUUGUAGUUUUAGAACUGCAGGUACAGAAGGGGACCUGAGGUUGCCAGCCCACCCCUAUUCCAAUCACAGGACCUUUCACAUUGCACUGCAAGGGUUUUUGUUGCUGUUAAUCUUCACCUAAGGAUAUUUUCCACUGAUUUUUAGAGAGAGUGGAAGGGAGGGGGAGAGGAGAGAAACAUCGAUGUGAGAGAGACACAUAGAUUGGUUGCCUCUCACA